Molecule: messenger RNA, 315 nt
Organism: Tricharina praecox
Lineage: Eukaryota; Fungi; Ascomycota; Pezizomycetes; Pezizales; Pyronemataceae
Exons: 3
Coding region: 1-315 (104 amino acids)
Source: RefSeq, a predicted model, not a curated record
AUGGUUGCACCAUCUACUCCCACCGCGCACGGACACCUCCUUCGCGACCGCGCGACUAUCAAGGCCGCAGGCGCCGGUGAAGCUUUCGCCGGGCUUCGACUCGCGGAAGCGGACUCGGACCCUUCGCCGCAAGAAGGCCAGCCCCCAGCCAACUUGGGCUGGGGCGAAGGCUACCAAGAUGCGGCGGAGCAGGGUACGUUUAGAGCCGCCACCAUCACCACCACCACCAGCACCGCCACCAGCACCACUGCCGUUACAAAGAGUCGUCCCAAGGCGAUCAAGUACCGAAGGGACCUCUAUCGCGCUGGCCGCUGA